AUGUCGACUAAGAGAAUAAUUUCGUUAUUGGUGAUGAUUGCAGUGCUUAACACGGCAUUUGGCCAAAUUGCUCGGCUUCUUGAUCCGUCGAAAUGCUUUUUUCAAACAAAUUGCAUCGAUUGCCUGGAUAUAGAUAAAGAUUGCGCUUGGUGUACAGAUGAAUUUUAUGAAAUGCGUAAAUCUCGCUGUAUGCCGAAACACGAUCUGUUGAUAUCGAACUGUAAUGCAUCUAAAAUUGAAACAAACGAAAAUUACUACUUCGAAGAAAUUACACAUAACGCACCACAUCGUGAUUUUGACGCAGAGAAGCUGGAAGCCGUUCAAAUAACUCCUCAAAAAAUGCGAAUACGCCUCGGAAAAUUGUCUUCGAGAUCAUUUUCUUUUAAGUACAAACCGGCAAACAACUAUCCUCUCGAUAUGUACUAUCUGAUGGAUCUAACUUGGUCCAUGCGAGAUGAUAAGGCAACACUGGAAAAAAUGGGUAGUGAACUAGCCCUGGCACUGGCAAACCUUACUGCCAACUACAGACUAGGAUUUGGUAGUUUUGCUGACAAACCAGCAGUGCCUUUCAUUCAGACCGAACCGCAUCGUUUGGCCAAUCCUUGCUACUCAGAAAGUGACCAGUGUGAACCAACUUACGGGUUUCGCCACCAUUUGAGGAUCACGAAUGACAUAGAGAGCUUCAUCGCACAGGUUAAGCAAAGCAGUGUUACCGGAAACAUCGACAAUCUGGAAGGGGGACUCGAUGCUCUAAUGCAGGUACUGGUGUGUGAAAACCAAAUCGGUUGGGGUAACAACACACGAAAAAUUGUGGUCGUGGCUACCGAUGGCUGGUUGCAUAUGGCAGGGGAUGGAUUGCUCGCCGGAAUCAUACGGGAGAACGACAAGCAGUGCCAUUUAUCGGCGGAUGGGAAUUUUGUGGAUGUUCUAAAGUACGAUUACCCUUCGCUAGAACAAAUUUGGCGAGUCUUGUUGCGGUCAAAAACGGCUGUAAUUUUUGCCGUAACCGAAGAGCAAGAAAGUUACUACAAGCGCCUACGCGAACUAAUGCCAGAAUUUACCAGCGUAGGUCGACUACAGAACGAUUCUUCGAAUAUACUGCAGCUGGUGAAGGAUGGUUAUCGGGAAUUUGUAAGGCGAGUAGAGUUUACGGAUAAUGCCCCCGAUUACAUUGACAUACGAUACACCACAGAUUGUGGUGGAAUGUAUACGACACCGCAACCAAUCAAUCGCUGCGAGAACAUUGAAAUAGGCAAAGAGUAUAGGUUCAAUGUAGAAGUGCGAUUGUUAGAGUACCCUAAGGACCUAUCAGUAUCUGACAUAACCGUCCUCAUAGAGGAGAAGCUGAUCAGCAAUGAAGCCUUCGAACUUCAAAUAAAUUUGCGAUCAACGUGUGACUGUGAAAAGAAUAAAAAUGCUCUAGAGUUAAGUGAAUUGUGCAGCUUUCAUGGAGACUACGUUUGUGGUUUGUGUCAAUGUUAUGCCGGAUGGAUCGGAAAGACGUGUGAGUGCAACUUACAGAAUUCUUUAAACCGUAAAGAACUCUUUGAGCAGUGUGUGGCUCCUACUGACAAGGAUGAGCUACAGAGUGGCCCUGUUUGUUCUGACCGUGGUGAAUGUGUGUGCGGACAAUGUAUUUGCAAUCCAGGCUAUACAGGAGAUCAUUGCGAAUGUACAAACUGUACGAUCAUGAAUGGCAUGGUAUGUGGGGGUGCGGAUCACGGAGUCUGCGCUUGUGGCAAAUGUAGUUGCUAUGACUCUUGGCGUGGUGACAAUUGUGAGUGUUCAACAGAAACCAGCACUUGCAAAGCACCGCUUAGUAGCGCUCUUUGUUCUAAUCACGGGUUUUGUGACUGCGGUCGUUGUAACUGUAACGAAACAUUUUUUGGCCAAUAUUGUGAAACUAAAGUCGGUGAGCAGUCAACGCUUUGCUCGCAUUAUGAAGAAUGCGUUCGGUGUGCCGUGCAAACCAAAAAUGAUCUCUUUUGCGAGGACUUCGACAUGCGGUGUCGUGAGAAAAUUGGCCUAUACAAGGUAGACUUCGUGAACACAGUGAAUGCUUCCCACAACUGUACGUUUCGAUUUAGCCACGAAGAGAAUGUUUGCGAUUACAAAUACUCGUAUGAACUGAUUGGAAAUCGAUUGACUUUGCUCAAAGUACAAGAUAUAAUUUGCAAACAGGUUGAUUUGGUUACUGCAGGUUUAACUAUUGCAAUUUCAAUUUUCGUCGGUGGUCUGAUGUUUCUGCUUUGUUACCAAUUGAAGAUUACAUACGACGACCGAAGAAUGUUUGCGAAAUUUGAGGAGGAAAGGGAGCAGCAUACGCAAUACCGCGAACAAAGUCCUAUCUACAAGUCUCCAAUCAGUGAGUUUCAAGUUCCACCAGAAAUGGAAUCAACCGUCUUAUAAAACACUAAGAGAAAUAAUUAUAUUAUUAUCUUCUUUCGUCAAGAGCAAUUUACAAAAACUAGCAAAAUUUUGUACAUUUUUGCAUUGUUAUGAAAUUAUUGAACAAUCCUAGAAGCGGCAUCGACGAGAAAAAGAACUAUUUUCACAAUAACUGUGCAUCAUGCUGUCAUCGUGUAAGGCUAACAUCGUGUAAGGAAUCACAAUAUUCAUUAAUCGUGCGUAGUGCAUAAAUCUUUAGACUCGUAUUUGAUAGAAAACUCCAUUCAUCUUUUGUUUAUCCAUUUAUUACAAGUUUUAACUUAUUCACUGGUCCUGUACUGGUACCGACGUACUGUUGAGUACAUACACCCUUUUCAUUCCUCGUCCAACCCCAUCUUCCCUUUUCACCGCCACGGCCCUUUUUCAAUUUCAACAAACUGUACAGUAAUAUUGUUGUUUAUGCAGAUAUCGAGCCAAAGACCGGGAUUGAAAUCCAUUUAAAAAUACAAUGAGAAAUAUGGGCAUUGCUUAUUUAAAAUUUUCAAAGAUUAAAAUUGCUGGAUGCAGCAUUACACUUUCAAACACCAACCAGUAUUAAAAGAAUAAUUUCACAAGCAACACCCAAACAAGCAGGCAAUUUAAAGCACACGUUCACCUGUGUAUUGUCGAUGAACGAGCAGGGGAGUUGUUUUCGUCGUAUUAUUAUUAUCACUGGAUAGCGGACUUUCCGUGCUGUUGAACUUAUCACAAUCCGGGCUGCUCAAGGGAGUUAUGCUGUGUUGCGGAGCAGCAUCUGGCACUAAUCGUCUCAGGAAUCCGGAGUUGCAUCCCCAAGGAAACACCCUUUACAAAUGAAGAGAAUUUCAGUGUUGGUACAUUAAAUAUGAAGCUCAUUAUAAUCAGUUGUACAUACCAUUUGAUAGCUAACAUAAGCCGCAAGUAGCCUGGAAUGAUGACGUAUUUAUCAUUCCUUUGUACGCCUUCAAUUAUUUUAUCUGCUACUUCGUUGGAGUCGAGUGUUGGGACCCAUCUGAAACAACAGAUUUACUUUCUAAUCAUGCCGUUGCAUCAAAACAUGUUUGAAUGUU
Messenger RNA from Anopheles bellator, 3476 nucleotides. RefSeq names its product integrin beta-nu (gene Itgbn). Gene Ontology annotation, molecular function: integrin binding. Gene Ontology annotation, biological process: cell migration; integrin-mediated signaling pathway; cell-matrix adhesion. The coding region runs from base 1 to 2409 and encodes 802 amino acids. NCBI's taxonomy places the organism in Eukaryota, Metazoa, Arthropoda, Insecta, Diptera, Culicidae. The transcript is spliced from 8 exons. Gene Ontology annotation, cellular component: focal adhesion; integrin complex; cell surface. The record is from RefSeq and is a predicted model, not a curated record.